AUGCCGACGGGCAGCGCGACGGCGUGGUUCCUGCUGGCGACGCUGGCGCUGACGGCGGCGGCCACGGCGCUGCUGUGCGCCGCAAUGAUGACCGACCGCUGGGAGCAGCUGUCGUGGAGCCGCGCGCGCCUCAACCAGUCGCUGGCGCCGGUCGCGGCCGAGUGGCUGCUGGGCGGGCGCGUCGCGCGGCUCGUGCUCGGCGUGACGCGCCGCCUCGCUCCCGGCUCCGCCUCCGCCUUCAGCCGCCAGGAGGACGCCGUCUUCCUCGUGCCCACGCACGGCGGAAUCUGGACGCUUUGCACCUCGCUGACCGAGGAGCAGCAGCAGCUGCUGUCUGAGGUGGGCUUCACCAGGCCGGACUGCGUGCACUACCUGUCGCCCGAGGCGGCGCGGCCCGAGGAGUCGCGGCCCGACUGGCAGCACCGCAUGCAGAACCUGUCCAUCUCGUGCGCUCUGGUCUGCCUCAUCGUGUUGGGCAGCGCCGCCCUGGUGGGCGCCUUCGGAGUCCUGCGACACCAGAUCAGCGCCGUCCUGAUCACCGGCGUCAUGUACCUGCUCGCCGCGACGUUCGCGAUGUUCACGCUGACCAUCAUGCACUUCAAGCGGGCGCAGGGGCGCGCGGCGCGCGUCGACUCGCUGUGCGUGGGCCAGGGCGCGGACGAGGCGUCGCUGCUGACGGACGGCGUGUCGCCGAGCGGCGCGGCGCUGGAGCGGCGCCAGCUGCGCCUGGACGCGGCCGUGCUGCGCGCGCGCCUCUUCGCGCCCGGCUGGAGCGUCGACCUGGGCUGGGGCGGCGUGGCGCUGUGCGCCGUCGCCGCCGUGCUCUGGCUGCUGCUGUCCAAGAUCAUGCGCUACCGCAGCCCGCUCGCCUCGCUGCUGCCCGCAUAG
Schistocerca americana (American grasshopper) is the source of this 888-nucleotide messenger RNA. RefSeq lists its product as uncharacterized. The record is from RefSeq and is a predicted model, not a curated record. The coding region runs from base 1 to 888 and encodes 295 amino acids. NCBI's taxonomy places the organism in Eukaryota, Metazoa, Arthropoda, Insecta, Orthoptera, Acrididae. The transcript has 4 exons.